Messenger RNA from Aspergillus tanneri, 1641 nucleotides. RefSeq lists its product as uncharacterized. The coding region runs from base 1 to 1641 and encodes 546 amino acids. Lineage: Eukaryota; Fungi; Ascomycota; Eurotiomycetes; Eurotiales; Aspergillaceae. The record is from RefSeq and is a predicted model, not a curated record. The transcript has 2 exons.
AUGAAGCCCUCAAUCUCGGAAUACUUUCGACACAAUGUCCAUCACACUCCCCUCCCAGCUCUGAUCGAUGAGCUCGCCCACCUCCAUCGGGAUCAUCCCAUGAUCUCUCUCCCACGAGACAACCAUGAUGUAGCCGCUGGAUACCGUGACAUCUCGUAUGGCGACUUCUCUCGCGCUGUGAAUCGCGCCGCCUCCUGGAUUGUCGACACCCUCGGGUCAUGCAGCACGAACUUUGAAGUGCUGCAUUAUGUCGCACCACAGGACCUCUCGUACAUGAUUAUCAUGCUGGCGGCAGUAAAGACAGGGUACCAGACCCUGACAUGCCAUCCCGCCGCCGAAGUCGAUACUCAUCUCUCUCUCAUUGAGAAAACAAACUGCCGAAUUUUGCUCCACCCCAGCCCAGGCCACCCCAAAGCCAAUGCCAUCCAGCUCCGGCAGCCCGACUUGAUGCUGAUCACCACCCCGAGUCUGGACUCCUGGCUCUCGGAGUCCUAUUCUCCCAUGCGUGUCUACCCCUAUGAGAAACCACUGGCCGAUGCCCUCUCCGAUCCCUUUGCCAUCAUCCACACGUCGGCCAGCACUGGCGCAGCCAAACCCAUCUACAUGACUCACGCCACGAUGACGCAACAAUCUCUCGCCUUUGCCAGGUGUCAAUCCUUGGCGACGAUCAACUUCACGCACUGGCAGGACCGCCGCGUAGCGUUACUCACCCCGCUCUCCAUCGCCGCCGGGCUCUACAACGUCCUGGGCAUUAACAUCUUCUUCAACCUGACAAUCGUGCUGCCGAUCCCGGGCGUGCGCAUGUCCGCCGCCAUACUCGACGACGUGCUCCAACACGGCCGCGUCACGGCCUGUAUUCUCAGUCCCAAAUUCCUGCGCGACACCUGCGCCAACCCAACCUAUCUCCAUCGGCUUCGAUGCCUGCAGCACCUCGCCGUCGUGGGCGCCCCUUUCCCCACUGAUCUCGGUCCCAUCAUGCGCGCCCACACCCGCCUCGCCCACAUCUACGGCUCCUCCGAAGCCAAUAUCUUUCCCGUCCACACUACCGACGACCCAGAGGACUGGGCAUACAUGAAACUGGACCCGGUGCUGUCGCAUGAAUUCCGCCCCGUCGUCAAGGGCUACCACGAACUAGUUCUGCUGCGGAAUGACGAGGGCCGAUGUCAGAGUGCGUUCUACAUGUUUCCGCACAUGCAGGAUUAUCCAAUGAAGGACCUGUUUGUGCAACACCCUCGGAAAAAGGACCUCUGGCGGUAUUGCGGCCGGAUCGAUGACCUGACGAACUCGGAGACUGAGGGACGGUUCUUGCCACGGGAGAUGGAAAUGGCCCUUGAAGCGCAUCCGGGGAUCACCGCCGCAGUGCUCUGCGACGAGAAGGGCGGGGACAUCCCCGUCUUGCUGGAGGUUGAUCCGGCCCUUGUUGGGGGCGGCCGCCGCGAGGAUUGGAUCGACUCGAUCUGGUCGGCGGUCGAGAUUGCAAAUGAGAAGUGUCCCAUUGAUAAUGCCAGCAUCAAGAAGCACGGCGUGAUUUUCGUUCAUCCAGAUCGUCCUCUGCCAAUCGGUGUCAAGGGUUUUCCGCAGCGGGCUGCGUCCAAGACACUCUAUGCGGCCGAAAUUAUGGCGUCUUAUCGGCGAAUCUAA